Molecule: messenger RNA, 621 nt
Organism: Zingiber officinale
Lineage: Eukaryota; Viridiplantae; Streptophyta; Magnoliopsida; Zingiberales; Zingiberaceae
Exons: 3
Coding region: 75-392 (105 amino acids)
Source: RefSeq, a predicted model, not a curated record
AUAUUUUAACUUGGGAUAGCUGCAUUUUAUUCUAACAAAGAACAGCACGCAGCGACUGUGUCAGGGGCAGAGAGAUGACUGGAGACGGAAGCGGGAGAUCUGCGCGGCUGCUACUCCUCCUUCUCUCCGUCUCUCUGAAUCUAAUUACGGGUUUAUCUGAGAAUCCAUCACCUUCUAAGGAUUCAACAACAGCUAGCAAUCACUCUAGUUCUGGUCACAAAACUGGGCUCAAGGUUCUCCUUGCAUGCGUUGGAGUUGCUAUUCUUUUAGUACUGUCCUUUUUCUUAUUCAAGAUGUGGCAGAAGAGAAAGAGGGAGGAGCAACAUGCUCGCUUGUUGAAGCUGUUUGAAGAGGAUAAUGAGCUUGAAGUUGAACUUGGUCUUCGGGAUUGAAAUUUUGUUUCCACUUGACAGUGUGACUCUUCUUUCUGAGGCUAGAUGAGAGUUGGGCACCUGAAGGUUCUACGAAUGUAAGACAGCUGUACCUUGAUCGAAAACUGUAAUUAGUGUAUUCUAUCAAAAGAAGUUUGUGGUUAGUGUUAACAGACUCAUAUUUCUGUUUCCUUGCCGAAGUAAAGGAUUUGGGUAGUGUACAAAUCAUUUAUCAAUUUUUUUUCCUUCA